UCUGGCGAAUUGUGCAGCUCCUCCAGCUCAUCCCAUCCAUCCGCAGAACUCGCAGUCGGUCGCACCUCGCACACUCUGCUGCACAUCCUCCGAGGGCCCAAACUUGCAGACCUGAACAAUCCUGAGACUUUUCUCUGCAGCCUUAACUCAGCUGCGUGCCAACCACACGGCACUCCCUUUCCUGUUCUGCGGCUGUGAUUUCAAGAAAGUUCCCGACCAUGAAUCAUCUCGUUUGGAUAUUUCCAGUUCUUCUGGUCUCGCUUUGCAAUGCUCAAACGCGAAAGCGCCAAGCCUCGAGUGCAGAUUACGACGAGGUGGUGAACUUCAAUCAAGGAGGAGAAGUUUUUGACGCCGACCCUCUGCUUUUCUUGAACCUUGGAGGCAGCCCCGGAAUUGACUUUCCGAUGUACAGAAAAAUUCCCAAGACCUCUUUCUCCUGCAAGAAAGUAAAAGCUUCCGGCUACUACGCCGACAUGGAAACCAACUGCCAAGUGUUCCACUUGUGCGAGAAUGGUCGAAAACUGUCCUUCCUUUGUCCAAACGGCACCAUUUUCCGGCAGUCGCGGAUGACGUGCGACUGGUGGUAUAAAGUUGACUGCGGCGCCUCCCUGGAGUUCUACGAGUCGAGCGCCGAGCAGCUUCGGCAGGACCGAAACACGCCAAGGUCCGGCCAAAACCAACCCCUCAACUUUGACGACAAACCUGUCCCUGUUCUCAGCAAAAGCAAAUCGAACAGUUUGGAGUCUCAAGAGGUGGCGGAAACAGGGUCGCUGAUCAUCAACCUGGCCAAGAAUCAGAAAAACAAGGCGGCAAAUGGAACAACUGAAACUGAGGCAGGCAGGAGCCUUUUCAAGCUGAACAAACCCAGGCCGAACACGACGCCUGCCAAUUUCGGAACCAAGAAGAGCAUUUAUGUGCCGACUGUUCCGUCCAUAACCUCAAAAGCCACCACUACAGCAGCCCCUGUCACGACCACUGAGAUUCUGACCACAACCUUUGAGGCCACGACGUUCAGCGACUACGAUCAAAUAGCAAACUCAGAAUCCCUGCAGGGCAGUCACAGCUCAUGGUUCAACUCCCCCACAACUCAGCCACCAGUCACAGAGCCACAAUCGAUCUCCGAGUUGGUCAACACGCUGCAAAAUGUGCGGAGGAGCGACGAGGGCCGCGCUGGAAGGGCGCAACGACUGGAGGACGUGCCGUUGGUCGCCAGACCGCAGACCUUGCACUCGCUGGCCACCUACUUUGCUGCCGACAAUAAGACUCGGCAGGAGCUGGACAAAGUGGUUCCCGAAGACCAAAAGCUAUUGAUGCAGUCGAUCAUGCGCGAGCAGAAACAGCAGAACUCAAAACUCAACACGUCCAACCCCGAUUUGCGCCACUUGGCCAAGAUCUUCAGCAAGGCCCUGACCGACUACCUGCACGACCCUGAGACCUUCCGCGAGUCCCUGAAUGCCGUCCACCCCACCCCUCCCCCUCUCCCCCUUGUCAGCGACAACCUUUUGCUUGACGAGGACAAAGACGAAGUUCUCGAUUUCUCAGACGCUCCCCAGACCAAACCUUUCCGGCCGACGACGACCACAACCACCCCUGAACCUCCCACCACCGCUGCAUUCGAAGACCCAGUGACCAACCGACGCAACGACGUGGCAUCUAAGGUCAACGAAAUCCAACAGGAGUAUCUCUCGGCCAGGAGAUUUCCGGACGGAGCUUCCUUCGUCACCCCGACGGACUUCACCAGCCCCGAUGUGGACGAACGGACCUAUUUGCCAAACACCCCCGAAGUAGCCGCGGCCAACCUGGUUGACGCCAUUCCCACCCCUUCCUCCUUCCCCAUCAGCCCUGAAAAGAUCCCCUUCACUUCUCCAGAAUUUUACCCCAACGCCCGGGACUAUGUUGAAAUCGGAUUCCAACCCUCCCUGGCUCGCACCCCCACCGGCAGGAGUUACUUUGACCCUUUGCAGGUCCCUCAGGUCGAUUUCCACCCUCCUCAGUACGACAUCAACCAGUUCGUGCCCUCCGACCUGAACUCCCUCUCCAUCCUGAACAUCGAAACGCGUCCCAGUCCGACUCAACCCCCUGUCUCCGUUUCAGUCCACAUCCCUAAGGGCAUCGACCACCGAGUGACCAUCGUGUCCUCUCCCCAAAACAUCCACGUCAGCAACCAACCCUCCGUGACCCAAAACCGGCCCAUGAUCAGCAAACUGCUCUUCCCCCUGCCCUCCGAGUCACUGGUGUCCGAAGGAACGGCCAGUUUCCCCAACUCCUUCCGGUCGGCCAAGAGCAAGCAGUUGGUAGAAAACUCGAUCGACGGCGUUUCCAAGUACGUCUCGCAGUCCAUCCCCGCCCCCACGACCCCCGCAACCACCGUCGAACCCAUCACCGAGUUCAUCCCUUCGACCACCGAGGUCCCGACAACCCUGCCGCCAAGCACCACCACCGAGGCCGUCACCACCACUGAGGUUGUGCCUCGCGCCAGGAAAGUGGACGACGGAAGCGACGACUCGAAACUGGUGCUGCUGCUCGUGAAAAACGCAGCCACCACCCCCGGCCCGUCAACCCCUUUCAUCAGCAAGACGAUGCUGAUUGAGGCGCUGCUCAAGUCUCAGCAAGAGAAAAAUAAUCAAGUGGAUGUGCCAAAAGUGGGUGUCAGCUAUGCGACGGUGCCCUCUACAACCCCUAUAUUCCAGAGGUUGGUGAGCAGCACUCCUGAAGCCACUACUUACAGGAGUGCGAAACAUGCUGAGAUUUUGCAAAAGAUCAAAGAAGAGAUCGAGAAAAAGGAGCGCGAAUCCAGCACGGAGCAAGCAGUGGUUGUCGAAGAUUUGUCGGGAGAUGCGUCUUCAGGCAGGACGGCGCGCAAGAGCAGCCUCAACCACUCCGACUCGCGAGCACUAGACAUCCUAAAGUCACUCUACUCUCUGGCGACGAGGUGGAUAUAAUUAGCCUGAAAAUAAUUUAUAAUUGCUGCGAAUUUGCCAAUAAAGGAUCGAUCGAAAGUUCUACUAAAUUAAAAAUUCUCGGAAAUUUUCUUCUUCCGAAUUUGUCAACGAGUGGCAAAAAAAUCGCGAUCCGAGAAGCCUCAAUUUUAUACGCCUUAUGAUUCGUGUCUGUGCCUUAUUCACGCGAAUUUCCAGAGUUGUGGUUGCAGCUGCUGCAACAAGUGUAUGAAUAUUAUAAUGUAUCUACCUAAGUGUCCGCGUGCACCUUGAAUAAGUGUCAUUGUAGAUAUAGAACAGUAUUUUUCUCACAAUCUCAAACUGUGUGGAACAUUAAUUUGUCUCAAUAUUUUUUUGGAAUAAAUAUUAUUGUGUGCUUUAAAGAAAAGCAGGAAAUGUUAUAAUUGAAUUGAUUUAAUUUAUUUUGGCUUGUCAAUAUUCAAAAUUUUAAAUUUACCAUUUUUUUCAUAUGAUAUCAUGAUUAAUUAAAUGUACCUAAAAUUAAGUAACAUAUAAAUAUUUGUUUGGGGAUGAUUUAGUGAAUACAAGUGUAGUUGUUGGAUUCGGAAAGUAAAUUUUGUAAAAUAAUAUUCAAUAAAUUUGAGCAGGUUGUUAAGUGGAACUAAACUUUUUUGA
Neocloeon triangulifer is the source of this 3575-nucleotide messenger RNA. RefSeq names its product mucin-2-like. Bases 219 to 2942 code for a protein of 907 amino acids. Lineage: Eukaryota; Metazoa; Arthropoda; Insecta; Ephemeroptera; Baetidae. Gene Ontology annotation, molecular function: chitin binding. The transcript has 12 exons. The record is from RefSeq and is a predicted model, not a curated record. Gene Ontology annotation, cellular component: extracellular region.